AUGAAAACUGUCAUUCAAAGAGUCAAGUCCGCUUCAGUGACAGUAGACGGCAACCUCAUAUCAACCAUUGGCAGAGGCUUGCUUAUAUUCGCCGCCAUCGGUAAAGAUGACACAGCUAAAGAAGCCGAGUCUAUGGCGAGUAAGAUCCUCAAAGUGAAGCUGUGGGACGAUGAUGCGGGCGGGAAGUGGAAGAGGAAUGUCCAGGACAUUGAGGGAGAAGUGCUGUGUGUCUCACAAUUUACCCUUCUUGCAUCGACAAAGAAAGGCAACAAGCCCGACUUCCAUAAAUCCGCUCCCGCAUCAAAGGGUAAAGAGCUCUACGACACCUUCUUCAACCAAGUCCGCUCGCUCUACCGCGAGGACCGAGUCAAAGACGGCAUCUUUCAAGCUAUGAUGGAUGUAGGACUGGUAAACGAUGGUCCAGUUACUAUCGAGAUUGAUACGAAUCCGCCAGAUAUGGGAAAUACCUCUGGUCUACAGCCGCCGGAAGAUGGAGACACGCUGAAGGGGCAUGUGCACAAGAAGUUUGAUCUGCCGGCUUCGCUGCUGGAGUAA
This is a messenger RNA of Saxophila tyrrhenica, 555 nucleotides long. RefSeq names its product D-tyrosyl-tRNA(Tyr) deacylase (gene DTD1). Bases 1 to 555 code for a protein of 184 amino acids. Gene Ontology annotation, molecular function: D-tyrosyl-tRNA(Tyr) deacylase activity. Gene Ontology annotation, cellular component: cytoplasm. The transcript is spliced from 4 exons. The record is from RefSeq and is a predicted model, not a curated record. Gene Ontology annotation, biological process: tRNA metabolic process. NCBI's taxonomy places the organism in Eukaryota, Fungi, Ascomycota, Dothideomycetes, Mycosphaerellales, Extremaceae.